UUCUACUGGCCUAUCCGGUUACCAAGCAUUCAAUAAUAGUUACUAUUACUACUCGUGAGUGAGAGUGAGAGUAGUCUUGAUUCCCGCUUCACCGUCGCGUACCCCGUCGUGUUCUCCGUCUCAUUCUCCAUUUUUCUAUUCUCAAACCUUCUCACAUGUCAACGGCACCACCGUCCAAACGCGAUAAGUUGCAAUGGGAAUAUCCUGUUGCUGGUUUAAUAUCCGGAUUCGCCACCUUAACCGUGAAGUAUCCCCUCGACCUUGUCUCAACUAGGCUUCAAGUUAACGAUGGUCGACUCUUCUCUCAAUUUCCUAGAUACAAGAACACCGCUCACGCCAUUUUCACCAUUGCUCGCUUCGACGGAUUGAAAGGCCUAUAUGCAGGCUUUCUUGCUGGGAUUCUUGGGGCAAGUAUUUCAUCUGGUUUAGCACUCGUUGGCUAUGCAAGAGCUAAACAAAAACAUGCUGAGAGAAAAGAGGAGAAGUUUAGUCCAGGUCUUGCCUCAAUUGUGGAAACGGGAGUUUUGGUUUGCUUGUGCGCAAAUCCUGUUUGGAUAGUGAAGACAAGAUUGCAGCUUCAGACUCCUCUUCAUCAGACACGGCCAUACUCUGGGCUCUAUGAUGCAUUUAGGACCAUAGUGAGGGAAGAAGGGUUUAGAGCACUUUUCAGAGGAAUUGUUCCUGGUUUAUUCCUGGUCGCUUAUGGCGCUAUUCACCUCACUGUAUACCAGGAGCUUCGUAAAACUCUUGCUCAUUUGAAGACUAAAGGAAGUAAUAUACAACAUCAAAACCCUGAUAAAAGUUUGAAUUCUGUUGAUUCUGCUGUUCUUGGAGCAACCUCAAAAGCUGCUGCAAUACUCCCAGCCUAUCCAUUUAAUGUUAUACGAACUCGUUUACAGCUACGACCUAACAGUGAUGGGAUAUCAAGAUAUAAGAAUAGUUGGCAUGUUGUGAAAGAAACAGCACGAUUUGAAGGUGUUCGAGGUUUUUACAAAGGAAUCACUGCAAACCUUUUGAAAAACAUUCCCGCUGCUUCAAUAACAUUUGUUGUUUAUGAAAAUGUUCUAAAAUUACUUAAAGAGGAGAAGGAAUGACUGAGUAAGACAGUAUCUGGAUAUUCAGGGAGAAAUCAAAGAAUGAUCCUCUACCUCAAACAGAAAACUCAGAAUUGAGAAUGAAUCUCAAUGCAAGAAAUAACAGUGAUAGAGAGAAAUAGUUAGUUGUCGGAAUAUCUUGUGUCUUGCUUCAUUUUCCCAUCAUAGAGCUAAUGUACUUUAUUGCAAUGAGCACAUUACAAGGCUAGCUCAUCAACUCUCUUAACAGAAUUAUGAGUGGAAUAAAGUGUGACCUCAUAAAAGUGAAAACAUAAAAUGGAAAAAUAGA
Messenger RNA from Vicia villosa (hairy vetch), 1383 nucleotides. Its product is annotated as folate transporter 1, chloroplastic-like. Lineage: Eukaryota; Viridiplantae; Streptophyta; Magnoliopsida; Fabales; Fabaceae. Gene Ontology annotation, biological process: folate import into mitochondrion; nucleotide transport. Bases 156 to 1094 code for a protein of 312 amino acids. The transcript has 11 exons. Gene Ontology annotation, molecular function: FAD transmembrane transporter activity; folic acid transmembrane transporter activity. The record is from RefSeq and is a predicted model, not a curated record. Gene Ontology annotation, cellular component: chloroplast envelope.